Molecule: messenger RNA, 3015 nt
Organism: Leptopilina boulardi
Lineage: Eukaryota; Metazoa; Arthropoda; Insecta; Hymenoptera; Figitidae
Product: rac guanine nucleotide exchange factor JJ-like
Exons: 4
Coding region: 1-2586 (861 amino acids)
Source: RefSeq, a predicted model, not a curated record
AUGCUGAUUCUACACAUAAUGCUGCUUUCAAUAGCAGCCAUAGUGACAUCUUAUAAUUAUAAUAAAACAACAAGAAUACCAAUUACCUACACAAUUUCAAAAGUCAUUGAUCUAACAAAACCAUCAGUCAAUGAAACAUCAGAAUCUAAUCGACGAUCCAUGAGUAAAUCGUCAAAAAAUCCAACCAACAUUAGUAAAAGACAAGAUCCAUCUUUUGGUAGUUCACUCUCAACUUUUGAUGAACCAUCAGGUGAUAUUUAUUCGGAUUCAUUGUCAGGAUUUAGGGACAGUAAAAGUAGUACAAAAGAUGCAUUUGACAUUGAUGACAUUGAUAUUAAAUCAACACCUUCUUUUGGUUUUGACGAUUCACGUAUAAAAAAUAGUCCAACUUUCAAUAUUGUUAGUCCUAAAAUAAAGGAAAGUUCCUCGUUUGAUGUUGAUUCACCUUCAUUUAGUCUGGAUGGUGGAAAUUUUAACGUUGACGACACAGCUUUCAAUACUGCCUUUGAAAAUGAGGAGGAAACGCAAGAUAAAGAAGAAGAACAACAACAAGAAGAAGAAGAUCCUUCUUUUGGCAUUGAUCCUUCUGAUUUUGAACCCACAACAAAAAAACCAAGUUCCUUUGAAUCGGAUUUUAGUAGUGCCAAAAGAAGUCCUCCCUAUAGUACCAAUAGAAAUAAAGCAUACAGUGAAUCUUCCGAUAUCUAUGGACCACAAACAUCGAAUUCAAGAAGCAAAUCUUAUGACACAAAUUCCAAUAAAUAUUCCAAAAAUCCCAGACAAAGUUAUUCGAAAGGUUCAUCAUCACCAACAGGACCUGUUUACAGUGACACUAAUGUACAAUAUGUUGGUAGUUCAGCAACACCAAUUAAUUAUGUCACAACACCUCAUGAUAGAUUUGAUUCACCUCUUGUUGCCGAUAAUUCAAAAUUUCCAUCAUCAGAUCAAAAUUUCAAAGGAUUUAGCUCAUUUCAAAAUAGUCUAUUCGAUCAAGGAACAUUUGGACAAAAUUCAUUUCAAAAUUUGAAUGGUAAUUCUUUUGAAUAUUCAAAUCAACCAGUAACUCAAACACCAGUUUAUAGUACUCAAUAUCCGGGUCCAAAAAAUUCACAGCAUAUUUACUCACCGACUUCACAUCAGACUUUAAUUAAUUUACCAUCAGCAUCGCCUCAAUCUUUUGAUAGUUUAUCAACUUCCCUGCCAACUGAAAUUCAUAAUAGAGAAUUUUCAGGAUUUAUUCAGGGAUUAGAGUCGGAGCCAAUUGUUUUAAAUAGUGGAAAUAGUUUUAAUUUUCAAGCUCCAAAUUUUGGUAUUCCUUUUGAAUUUGGAACGGAAACGGGAAAUCAACCAUUUUUAACGGGUCAUGGUCUUCAGCAACAACGUCAAGUUCUACCUGUUCAGUCGUCAAGUAGCACUCCUCAAUUUCCACAAUAUAAAGGGGCAAGUAUUCAGGCACAUUCGAGAAGUGAUUUUGCCAAUCCUCCUGGAGGUUAUCAAUUUCUUACAAAUCAACCUCAAUUGCAUUUUAAUCCUAAUAAUGCACCAAUUGAUAGGGCGCAUGUUCAAAUUGUACAUAAUCCUUUUGAAAGAAUAAGAACUGACGUUGAGGUUAUUAAUAAAAAGAAACCCGCACCACCGCAGCAUGAUGGCAAAGAUGAUGAAGAUGAAACUGAGGAGGAUGUUGAGGAUAAUGAAGAAUUAGAUGAUGGCUAUAAAUCAAUUGAACGAGAAUACGGUCAAUCAGAUGAAGAUGAAAGUUCAAAAGCACAGAUAAACAGUGAGGAAGGUUCAUCGGAAAGUUAUUCUUUAGAGGAACCGGAAUUUAAAAAUAUGCCACCAAUGGGUGAAUUUAUUUUUCAACCAUACAAAGAUAAAAUUGGUAGAUUACAUGAAUUUGUGAAUCAUGAUGAGCCACAAAGUCGUUAUUCAGUAGAAUCGAGUGCAGACGACGAUGAUGAUUAUUCACCAAAAGAAUAUGCUUCUAUAAAUUCAUCAAGUUCCGAAUAUGAUGGAAAUGAUGACGAGGAAGAAGACGAGGAGGAACCAAAAAAGUUUAAUAAACAAGAACAGGAUGACGAUGUUCCCAAUCUUUUUACCAAUAAGGGACUACAAAAUCUUAGAAAUUAUGAUUUACAUUUUGAAAAAAAAUUCAAUCUCCCUUAUCAUAAUGAAGCAUUAAAAACCAAAUUUGCACAAGAUCGAUCGAGUCUAUCGGAUAUUUCAAAAUACAAGAGAAAAAAGAAUUCACAAGAAAAUGGGGAAAAUAUUAAAAAUGAAUUAAAACAAAGAAAUAAAAAUCCAAUAAAGCGAAUUUCAAAAAAUAAUGAAGAAGAUGAAACAAAAUUGAAUUUUCAAAUUUAUGAUAAGUCUUUUGGACACAAAAUUCCGAAAAUAUUAGAUGAAAGGCAAAAUGGUGAUUCUUUUUCUAGAUUCAAAAAAGAUAAUUCCCCUAAACAUAUUCCUUCGAAAAAAGGUGAUAAAUCAUUAGGGAUUAUAGCGAAAAAUGCCGCAUUUGACACUGAAAAUGAUUAUAAUUUUUUCUCCCCACAGAGAAUAAAAUCUGGAUUAAAUGGGGGCUUGUUUUGAAAAUCUAAUAAUAGAUAUAAAAAAAAAAGUUGAAAAUAUUUAAAAUAUAUUCUUUUACUAUUAAAUUUUUUAUUAAUAUUUCACUAAAGUGAAAUUAACAAUUAUCAGAAAAAAUUUAUAAUUACAAGUUAAUGCAAAAUUGUUAGGAAUAAUGAAAUUCAUUUAAUAUAAAACGACUGAAAUGUGAAGAAUUAAAAGAAUUAUUCCUUCUCAAACAACUCAGUGAAUAAUACAAAAAAAUUAUUGGAUUAGCGCGAAAAAUUGCAAAAACAGAUUCUUUAAAACUUUUUUUUUUCCUCAAAAACUCUUUGUUGUCCCACUUUUAUUUUUACAUAUUUUAUUAGAAAAAAUCUCAAAUUUCCAAUGAAAAUAAGAAAAAAAAAAUUGUGAAAUUGGUUCGAAAUUGAUAAAUAAAAUUUAAUUUUGAUA